This is a messenger RNA of Camelina sativa (false flax), 851 nucleotides long. RefSeq lists its product as uncharacterized. Gene Ontology annotation, biological process: protein folding; protein stabilization; protein import into mitochondrial matrix. The record is from RefSeq and is a predicted model, not a curated record. Lineage: Eukaryota; Viridiplantae; Streptophyta; Magnoliopsida; Brassicales; Brassicaceae. Gene Ontology annotation, cellular component: mitochondrion. Gene Ontology annotation, molecular function: protein-folding chaperone binding; zinc ion binding.
AAAAAAAGAAGGGUCGAGUCCUCAACUCUCUCUCUCUCUCUAUCUAUCUCUCAACUUGUCGCCGAAGAAGAAGAAGAAACAGGUGAUCAUCAAUGGCGGCUAGGUUGCUUGCUAUGAGACGCGCUUUGUCUCUCUUCAGUAACCAGCAACAUCGAAUUCCUCUUUCUCAAGUCUCAACAGAGCAGUUGUCGCUAUCAAACUCACUCUUCAGUAGGAACAGUGCAUAUGGAAGAUUACUACAGAGACAAUUCUGUGUAACCCGUGGGGCUAACGAAGCUUCAGUAACCAAUGUUUGCAACUCCUCAAACUCUGCUACUGAGUCGGCCAAAGUUCCGACAGCCUCUGAGGACCUGAUGGUGAAGUACAAGUCUCAGUUGAAGAUAAACCCGAGGCAUGACUUCAUGAUGGUCUUUACUUGCAAGGUCUGUGAAACAAGAUCUAUGAAGAUGGCGAGCCGAGAAUCUUAUGAGAAAGGUGUUGUGGUGGUACGAUGUGGAGGUUGUGAUAAUCUACAUUUGAUUGCAGACCGUCGUGGUUGGUUUGGGGAACCAGGAAGCGUGGAGGACUUUCUUGCUUCUCGUGGGGAAGAAUUCAAGAGAGGAUCGAUGGAUUCUCUUAACCUUACACCUGAAGAUUUAGCUGGAGGAAAGAUGUCCACCGAAUAGAGAGAGAGCUCUUCUUUUGCUUUUUGCUAAUUAAGUAUUAUAUUAUGGAAUGGACCUUUCAUAUUAUGUUCCAGUAUUGUUAUCUUUUCUGGUAGUUCACUGUUUGGUAUAUUCAAAUGCAGAAGACGUUAUCCAGUUAUGUGUUUGGAAUGUUUCAUAUAAAUUGAGAGUUUCUAUUAAUUUUUA